Messenger RNA from Rhinichthys klamathensis goyatoka, 915 nucleotides. RefSeq names its product glycosyltransferase 8 domain containing 2 (gene glt8d2). NCBI's taxonomy places the organism in Eukaryota, Metazoa, Chordata, Actinopteri, Cypriniformes, Leuciscidae. The transcript has 7 exons. Gene Ontology annotation, molecular function: glycosyltransferase activity. The record is from RefSeq and is a predicted model, not a curated record. Gene Ontology annotation, cellular component: Golgi apparatus. Bases 1 to 915 code for a protein of 304 amino acids.
AUGGGUAUGGAGGAUGAGAAAGAGAUGGACACUGACAUCCCUGUGGUGAUCUGUGCUUCAGAGGAGCGUAUUGGUGCUUCCAUGGCCACCAUCAACAGUGUCUACAGCAACAGUCGUGCUAGUGUUUUCUUCUACAUAGUUACCCUACGAGAUGCCAUCAAAAAGAUAAGGGAAUACAUAGAGAAGACCAAGCUAAGAAAAAUCAGAUACAAGAUCCUGGAGUUCAAUCCGAUGGUUUUGAAGGGGAAAGUCAAUCCGGACUCGUCCAGACCAGAACUCCUGCACCCUCUAAACUUUGUGAGGUUCUACUUGCCACUUCUUGCCAUUGAAAAUCACAAGCGGAUUGUUUACCUAGACGAUGAUGUCAUAGUACAAGGAGACAUACAGGAACUGUAUGACAUAAAGCUGAAACCGGGGCACGCUGCUGCGUUCGCCUCAGACUGUGAUCUGCCCGCCACACACGAGAUGGUGCGCAGUGUGGGGAUGCAGAAUCGGUUUUCAUGUUCAGAAACAGUGCGCAUUGAUAUAGAGAAGAACUCCCUUUGGAGUGACUUUGUCCUUCUUAACUUUGCAACUCUGUUUUUCAUGCUCAAACAGCAACAUUUCAGACUAAAGGAAGUUGAAAAUACAACCUAUAUGGGCUUUCUGGACUACCGCAAAGAGGAAGUCAGAGAGUUGGGCAUCAACCCUAGCGACUGCUCCUUUAAUCCUGGUGUUUUUGUGGCAGACGUCGGUGAAUGGAAAAAGCAAAAGAUAACUAAACAGCUUGAGAAAUGGAUGGCUAAGAAUGUCAGGGAGAACCUGUACAGCAGUGCUGUGGCAGGGGGUGUAGCCACCCCUCCAAUGCUGAUCGUCUUUCAUGAUAAAUACACAACCAUUGAUCCACUGUGGCAUGUCAGACACCUGGGUAACUGA